AUGAAGGAAUGGAUCUCACCAAUCUACACAUUUUUUGACCCUACACCUGCUAUAGAGUCCAUUGACAGUCGUCGUGCACAUUCCUUCAAGUGCAUGGCUAAGGGAUGCAAGGUUGGAAUUUGCCACUUCCUCAACAAAAAAGAUGUGCGAUCCAUGGGAAAUAUGCAAAAACACGACAAGUCCUGCUUGGGUGAUGAUGUAUUGCAAGCUGCUAAUGAAGCCAGGAAUGCAGACAAAGUUCAGACCAAGAUCGUCACUGGCUUUCUGAAAGAUAGAUCAAUUACAACCACAUUCAAACAAAAAGGCAAGGGAAGAGCUGAACUUGUUCAUUGGGUUGCAGAAAGCCUACAACCAUUCGACAUUGUCAAUGACAGGGGAUUUCAGUCACUCAUGAAGACAGGGAGACCGGAAUACUACAUACCAUCUCCAUCAACUGUCUUGUGCAAUGUCAGAUUGGUCUUUGAAUACAAGGGCAAACUCAAUUUUAUGACAGAUGGAUGGUCAUCUCCAAACCACUGUGCCCUUGUAGCAUUCUCGGUGCAUCUUGAACAGAAAGGCAUACCUCUAAGUUUACCAUUAGACAUUAUUGAGGUGCUGAGAGUAAGAUAUCACUUUGACUUAUACCUACUAUCCAUCCAACCUUUAAUGAACUUCCUUCGACUUUGA
Molecule: messenger RNA, 666 nt
Organism: Suillus paluster
Lineage: Eukaryota; Fungi; Basidiomycota; Agaricomycetes; Boletales; Suillaceae
Exons: 4
Coding region: 1-666 (221 amino acids)
Source: RefSeq, a predicted model, not a curated record